GUUCUCCCCUGAUUUGUGCUGGAAUACUUUGUUAGAUAUGACACAUGGCGCAGCCGUGGAAAGCAGCCUGUAGCGUUGUGUUAGAACCUUAAAACGUCAAAUCAUUGUUAGUUUGCUACAGACAACGAUUUUGUGCGAGAUGCCUCCAAAGGUGGAGACGGAUCUCUCGAGGCUGAAACGCCGUCGCGGACAACUGCGGUUUAAAGCAGUUCAAGCUUUUAAUACUUUGCACUCGCGUAUUCAUGAACAUGAGGUUUCCGAUCCUUCCUCAUGGCAACCGUGGAUGUUCUCCAAUCUUGAAAACGAGUUCUGGUCCGUGGAAACCCGCGUCGAGUCCUAUGCUGAGGCUCACGUUGAGGUCCAGAUUCACGAGCAAGUUGAUGGUGCUGAACCUGAGGAUGAGGAUAGUGCAAAAGUGUGUGACCUUCAGUCUGAAUUGAUCAUCAUUGAACAAAAGGUACAAACCUUAAAGUAUCGAUGUGAGACAAUGUUUCAUGAUGUUGAAACAACGAAUUUGGAAAUUUCGGAGAGUCGGGAGUCACGAAAAUUUCGGGUCAAUUUGGCAUUGAAGCCAUCUGUAUUGACCGUGGACAUCUCGUUGGCAGAUUUUUUGGCAUGGAGGCGAAAGUUUCAAGAUUUUUACAACUCCAACCAAAUGCAGGACUUUUUGAUUGAGGAGCAACGUGCCCAGUUGAGAGGCUGUAUGGACAUUGGAACAAUUCAAAUGUUGUCUCAGUACCUCGAUGUGGCUGAGGAUGAACCAGUGAAUAACCUGUUGGACAAGCUUCAAGUGCACCUUGCCAAGUCCGUGAAUAUUGUGAGGAGGAGGCAUGAGUUUAACACUCUUCGUCAAAAGAAAGGUGAAUCCUUUUGUGAUCUUUUCGUACGGCUGAAAUUGGUUAGUGGAUUAGCGGAGCUCCAAAAUAUCACCUACGACGAACUGUUAACGUCGAGGUUGAUCGUUGCUGUCUCUGAUCAAGAUCUUCAACGCGAUCUUCUUCUGCUAGACAAUCCGACAUUGGCUCAGGUCAGAUCAAAAUGUGAAUCCUGGGAAGCAAGUGCAUCUAAUCUUGCCGCUCUCACAGGCCGGAGCCAGAUUGACCGGACCUCGACAUACAAAUCGAACAAGAGAGGUCAGCAACGUGGUCGAAGCCAAUCAAGAAAUCGUGACAGAUCCAAGACUGAGCCUCCACAGUGCGAUAAAUGUGGUUUUACUGAGCACUAUGGACCGCGUUGCCCUGCAAUCACUCGGACGUGCAAUAAUUGUGGCAAACCAGGCCA
Molecule: messenger RNA, 1281 nt
Organism: Tigriopus californicus
Lineage: Eukaryota; Metazoa; Arthropoda; Copepoda; Harpacticoida; Harpacticidae
Molecular function (GO): zinc ion binding; nucleic acid binding
Source: RefSeq, a predicted model, not a curated record